UCCCAAUUCUCAGAUAGUGAAACAAACAUGGCGACAGACUGGAGUGGACAGGGGUUUACAUUAACUUUAUUCGUUUUUUCGUGUUUUGUGGCCGGUGGACAGGCCGAGGCUGGGCUCGCAGACCUGGGUAGCAGCACUCGGAUCAUCGGCAUGCGGCUGGAGAGGAGCGACAGGGAAUCCAACACCACUGACGAUGGGGUAAUACAGGUAACUGAGGAGAGCAACAUCCUCUUGAGGUUCUACGGGGUACAUAUCCUACCAGAGACGUCAACGAUCAUCAAGUUCAUGGAGACGGAUUCGGGUCAGGACGAAAAUGACAGUGGAAACCAACACACUGGCCCCUUUAACAGGACUUGUUACGAGUACACCAAAGAUUUAGUCAUUCGGGGAGCCAUGAACGUCAGCGGUAAGGGCACCACUGGGGUGCUCAACGUGAAAGUCAAGCCCCUUCGAAAAAGUGAGAAAGAAAAGAUGUACAGCUUAUGUGUCAAAGACACCCAGGAUAACAACUGGUACAAGUUGGGUGAGGAAGACGGAAGACUGCGGGUCGUGGAAGAGAAAACCUCGCUGUUGCCACUAUGGCUGCAGGUGAUCAUAAUCACUUUCCUCCUAGUUCUUUCAGGUAUGUUCAGCGGGUUGAACUUGGGGCUCAUGGCUCUGGAUCCCAUGGAGCUGCGAAUAGUGCAGAGCUGCGGCACUGAGAAGGAAAAGAAGUACGCCCGUAAGAUCGAGCCCAUCAGGAGGAAAGGUAACUACUUGUUGUGCUCGCUGCUUCUGGGUAACGUGUUGGUCAAUACCACGCUCACUAUCCUCUUAGACGACCUCAUUGGCUCUGGGAUCGGUGCCGUGGUGGCCUCCACGUGUGGCAUCGUCAUAUUCGGUGAAAUCGUGCCCCAGGCUCUUUGCUCAAGACACGGCCUGGCAGUGGGUGCCAACACCAUCAUGGUGACUAAGUUGUUUAUGCUCCUCACUUUCCCCCUCUCGUGGCCCAUAAGCAAGCUGCUGGACUGUGUUCUUGGUCAGGAAAUUGGCACUGUGUACAACCGAGAAAAGCUGGUGGAGAUGCUCAAGGUGACAGAGCCCUACAACGAUUUGGUGAAAGAGGAGCUGAACAUGAUCCAGGGGGCUCUGGAGCUCAGGACUAAAACGGUGGAGAACGUGAUGACCCCGAUAGGGAACUGCUUCAUGAUGCAAGGGGACGCCGUCUUGGACUUCAACACCAUGUCGGAGAUCAUGGAGAGUGGCUACACUCGGAUCCCCGUGUACGAGACGGAGCGCUCCAACAUCGUUGACGUCCUGUACGUCAAGGACCUGGCCUUCGUGGACCCGGACGACUGCACCACCCUGAAGACCAUCACCAAGUUCUACAGCCACCCGGUGCACUUUGUGUUCCAUGACACCAAGCUGGAUUCCAUGUUGGAAGAGUUCAAGAAAGGAAAAUCUCACCUGGCCAUUGUCCAGAAGGUGAACAAUGAAGGCGAGGGCGACCCCUUCUACGAGGUCCUGGGAUUGGUCACCCUAGAAGACGUCAUCGAGGAGAUCAUCAAAUCGGAGAUCCUGGAUGAAUCUGACCUUUACACGGAUAACCUCAACAGGAAAAAAGUGGCGCCCAAUAAGAACAAGAGGGACUUCUCCGCCUUUAAAAAUGAGGGUGAAUCAAAAGCCAAGAUUUCCCCUCAGCUGUUACUGGCUGCCCAUCGCUUCCUGGCCACAGAGGUGAGCCUGUUCAGCCCGUCCCAGGUAUUGGACAAAGUUCUGCUGCGGAUGCUGCGCCACCCGGACGUCAUCCAGGAGAUCAAGUUCAACAGCGAAGACAAGCGCUCGCCGAAUCACUACGUCUACCAGCGGGGCAAGGCCGUGGACUUUUUUGUUCUCAUCCUGCAGGGUCGUGUGGAGGUCGAGGCAGGCAACGAGAACAUGAAGUUUGAGACCGGACCUUUCUCCUUUUACGGCGUUAUGGCUCUCAUUGCCCCGACACUAGUGGUCGCCCCUCAUCCCUCGUCUCUUGCCUCUUUUAAGAGGUUCUCUCUGUUUUCUCGCUUCCCAGGUAAAACUGUUUCCUAUGACUCCCUGAGACCUCACACUGGAAGAUUCACCUUACCUGACUUCCGCUCGCCCUCCCACCUGAGCGGGCUGAACCGCACGGCGUCCCUGAGCGGCGCGGACCGCGGCGAGGCGCUGUCGGUGAGCGGCGGCGGCAGCAGCAGCCAGCUCAACAACAGCAGCAGCAGCCCCACGCCACAGUACACCCCCGACUUCUACGUCAGAGCCCUGACAGACCUGCAGUUCGUAAAGAUCACGCGGUCCCAGUACCAGAACGGCCUGGUGGCGUCCCAGCUGGACAGCACCCCCACGUCCCCCGAGAGCAGCCGGGCGGACAAGGCCACGCCCAUCGCCGCCGAGCUCGGGUCCCACGGCCACGCGCCCGCCGAGAACGGGCCGGACGAGACCACCCUCCUGCUGCUCAACGAGCAGAACUGCCCCCCCCCGGCCUGCCCCACGGCCAACCACCACAGCCAAUCCGAGAGCAGCAUCUGACCCCCCCCCCCCCCCUCUCCGCAGUCACAUCCUGCCGCCCGCAUAUGAAUGCGCGUGCGUCUGCUGUGGGCCAAAUGGACGGAUGAGUUAGUCUAGUCUCUGUGUGUGUGUGUGUGUGUGUGUGUGUGUGUGUGUGUGUGUGUGUGUGUGUGUGUGUGUGUGUGUGUGUGUGUGUGUGUGUGUGUGUGUGUGUGUGUGUGUGUGUGUGUGUGUGUGUGUGUGUGUGUGUGUGGAGGGGGGUUGGGGAAGAUGAGGAUUUAUGGACACUCCUUGCAAAGUGGGUACGGUCCAAUGAGACGGGUUCGCGUGCGCGCAGGUUCUGUACAUCCGUUAGGCUGGAGACAUAGCCUACGGGACUUAGUCACACUACACACACACACAGACACACACCUUUCACCCUGGACGUGUUUGUGUCCGUCGGUUAAUUUCGUUUCCUCUUGCACAAGCUAUUGGAACCGUUAGGACCCUCUCUCAACCCAAUCACAGGCCUGCUCUCUAACCAGAUGUUAGUUCAUUGUGCUGUGUCCGUCUGUCUGUCAGUCUACCCUUGCCGUGGGUAAAACUGUGUGUACAUUCCUGCAUGUAACCCCCCCCCCCCCCUCCCCCCCGACAGCCACUCCAAACCUCUUCUGCAUGCACACCCAUGUCCCAGCCAGACCCACCCAACCGCCACCUGUUCCUAGCAUGUGAGAGGACCUCAAAUCAACCUGUCGUAGUCGACCAUACUCUGUAAGAAAACUAUAACAAAGACCUUUUUCAUGUCGUGCAUUUCAUAGUUCAGACAUGUCUUGGUUUUAGAUCCAGAACGUACACGUGCAUGUGACCAGUAUGCAUCUUUUCUUUUUCUUUUUUCAAGUCCUGUAGAGGUGUGUGUGUGUGUGUGUGUGUGUGUGUGUGUGUGUGUGUGUGUGUGUGUGUGUGUGUGUGUGUGUGUGUGUGUGUGUGUGUGUGUGUGUGUGUGUGUGUGUGUGUGUGUGUGUGUGUGUGUGUGUGUGUCCCCGUUCAUUGCCUUCCCCAUGUGGUAACGUAACCCACAGCCUUUCUUACAUGGUUGUCGAGAGAUUAAGGAUGGAUAGCAAUGCAGACCGAUUAAGACAAUCGCAUAAGAAACCACUAUUUUGUUAGGGUGGACUGGACUGUGUCCCCUGUUGUCCUCACUAGUCGUAGUCUCCCACUCAGGGUCCUCUCCAGGGCCAGGUCAUCCACUACCAAGCAGAGACGCGGAGCUGAGAUUUGAAUGUGUUGUCCAUGCCACCCGUUUUUGCCUUGAGUACCGGGGUCAUGGAUGUUUCGAUUGGUUUAAUGGAGGGAGUGUGUGUGUGUGUGUGUGUGGGUGUGGGUGUGGGUGUGCAAUCUUUUUGUAUAAGACCAAAAUCCAAAACGACUUUUAACUACUGAAGCUAGAUAAAAAAACAACAACAACAACCUGUUAAACGUCUUUAGUCUUGGCAUAGCCAGCAGUUCCCCCGGCUGUGAGGCCCUGUUUAAUCCCUUUGUGAACCAAAAGUAGACUUUCUAGUCCCUGCAAGGGGCAAUUAUAAAAGCACUUUUUAUUGGUUAUUUUACAGUGUAGUUUUAAAAAGCCAAAGAAGUCAAACCAAUUGUUUUAUUUGUUGCCUUUCUAUGUAUUGAAAUAAUCAGAGACAUGCUUCAGACAGUUCACACAGUCAAAAAACAUUACGUUUGAUUUCCAAAGCGUUUUAUGCAUUUUACACCUAAACAUAUGUUAUGGAAAGUAACAAAAUGUGUAAUAUAUAAGUAGUGUCUAAAUGUGACUUGUCUAUGUAAUGCUAGUUCGGUGGAAAUAGGAGUUUCUAUUGUUUGUUAUUUCAAAGUUGUAUAUGUAUUUUUAUUUUGUGUCUGUUUCAUGAUUGCCAAAUUACGACCAGAAUUUAUAUAUUUAUCUACGGGGAAACAUUUGAGGGGAGCAUAGUGACAAAUAUUUUUUCUAUGAAAUCAUAUUAUAUUGUUCUGAAUAAUCAUCAAAAUGUUGACGACAAAAAACAAAGAUGCCAGGGGAAUUCUCACGAUGCCAAUCAUUUUCCCCCAACGUUGCAACUUCUAUUCGUACGACAGCCACGGAGGUUAAGGAAGUGAGACGAUUCAGGCGUGACUCACACGCACACAAAACAGUGCGUGUUUCACCGCUCACUUUUCAUUCAGGUGUAAAGCGUGAACGACUGCUGCUCGUCCGGUGCCGAUACUCACCGUUAACACGCAAUCUCCUCCGGAACCUACACGUUCCCCCGUGCCAGAUCUUUAUAUAGGGCGGAUAACGAUGACGCAACGGCGGAUGAAUACUACGAUGCAAAUCAGAAGCACUUUAUUUAGGACAGCUGCGCGCUGGCGUUGACGCAACUUGGAUGUUGCGCAACGCUGUUUAUCACCCCGGGGCGCGUCAGCCUUGUGCUUUUUUUAUGGACUCGAACCAUGACUUUGUACUUCAAGUCACAUGAUGUCACCUUCUUCAGUCAAAUGAUUUGAAUCUCGAGAAAGUCAUGCCGCGGCCGAGGCUUCUGCCGUAAAACCAUCAUUCCCGAGCGACUCUCACUUCUUCAUCUUAGGAACAGAGCUUGAUCCUUUGAGACUGACUGAUCGUUAUUGCAGGUCUAAGAGUGUGUGUGUGUGUGUGUGUGUGUGUGUGUGUGUUCAGGGCACCCCCCACCCCUACAAAUAUGUACAGGGUUUUCUGUAAGUGUUUGAGUGCUCAGUUUUUCUUGUUUUUUUUGUACCUCAGAACACUGUAAGUAAUCAUUGUAAACAAUCAUUUUUUUUAAUGUCAUUGAAUUUUGUUUUGGGAGCAGACUGAGUGGAGUGACUUCUGAAUAAAUUAAAUUAAAAUGAUUGUCCUCCAUUCUUUCUGGUGUGCUUAACUUAAAAGAAAAACACGUUGUAAAUACUGUUUUUAUAAUGACUCAAUGAGUUUUGAAAAUGAACAUUAUCAAUAAACCUGAGAUUUGUUUCUCAAUGGAACUUG
This is a messenger RNA of Gadus macrocephalus (Pacific cod), 5515 nucleotides long. It is a transcript of the gene cnnm4b, whose product is annotated as metal transporter CNNM4. Gene Ontology annotation, molecular function: magnesium ion transmembrane transporter activity; sodium ion transmembrane transporter activity. The transcript is spliced from 9 exons. Gene Ontology annotation, cellular component: plasma membrane. The record is from RefSeq and is a predicted model, not a curated record. Lineage: Eukaryota; Metazoa; Chordata; Actinopteri; Gadiformes; Gadidae. Gene Ontology annotation, biological process: magnesium ion homeostasis; magnesium ion transport. The coding region runs from base 28 to 2538 and encodes 836 amino acids.